This is a messenger RNA of Impatiens glandulifera, 3712 nucleotides long. Its product is annotated as putative disease resistance protein RGA4. Gene Ontology annotation, molecular function: ADP binding. The transcript has 2 exons. NCBI's taxonomy places the organism in Eukaryota, Viridiplantae, Streptophyta, Magnoliopsida, Ericales, Balsaminaceae. The record is from RefSeq and is a predicted model, not a curated record. Gene Ontology annotation, biological process: defense response to other organism. Bases 93 to 3506 code for a protein of 1137 amino acids.
CUUUCGUCCUCUCUGAAAAUCGAAGGGCUUAAGUAGUUCCUUCAACGGCGGCAGCAGCGAAGAGUCAUCUGUGAAUUCAUUCGGAGCGAACAAUGGUUGAUGCAGCCAUAAUCAAGGGCUUGCUUUCAAAUUUGGCCCCUCUGAUUAACGACGAGAUCUCAUUGUUUUGGAGUUUUAAGAAGGAUGUUCAGAAGUUGUCGAGCACGCUAUCUUCCAUUUGUGCCGUCCUUGAGGAUGCCGAAAGAAAGAUCGUGCAGGAGGGGGACAAACAAACUGAAGACUGGCUGCGGAAACUGAGAGACGUGGCAUAUGAGGUUCGUGACAUCGUCGAUGAGUGCACAUAUGAAGACCUUCGUCUUCAAGUCAACAGGCUUAAUGCCUCCUCGUCAGUCAGGAUCCGGGUAGCCAAUUCAAUAGCCCGUCCGUUUACCGGUACUUGGACCAAGAUUACAGUCGCUCACAAGAUGAAGAACGUUCGAGAGAAGCUUGAUCAAGUCUCUUCAGAGCGCCAAAAGCUUCAUUUGGGCCAAUGUACUAGUAGGUACGAUACUAGUCGCUGCUGGCGUGAGACCAUGUCUCUUCCUAGCUCUACCAGAGUAUACGGGAGGGAUAAGGAGAAGGCGCAGAUAAUUGAUGUUAUACUCAACGCAACAUCUAGUGAACAACUAUCUAUUCUGCCCCUUGUUGGAAUUGGAGGUCUAGGUAAAACCACACUCGCCCAACUGAUCUUCAAUGACGACCAGGUUUCAAAGCAUUUUGAUACAAAAAUCUGGGUUUGCGUUUCCCAAGAAUUUCAUCUUAUCCCGGUGAUCAAAUCCGUCUUACAAGUAAAAGUAAAGGCGGAAGCUUCCUUGGAAGAAUUGCAGCAAAAAGUUAGAGAUAAAUUGAUUGGGAAAAAAUAUUUACUUGUACUGGAUGAUGUUUGGAAUGAAAACAUCGAGGCAUGGGAUAAGUUAAAAUCUAUCUUGGACUGUGGAUCAAACGGUUCGUUCAUCCUUACCACGACCCGCAAACGAAAUGUGGCGGAAAUCAUGGAAACGAUCGACCAUGUCGUCUUAUCAUUGCUCUCCGACGAAGAUUGUUGGCUCCUGUUCGAACAACGAGCGUUUAUGCAUAGAAGAACACCAAAAACUCCCAACUUUAUUGAGAUUGGGAAAGGAAUUGCCGGGAAAUGCAAGGGUGUUCCUCUCGUCGCAAAAAUACUGGGAAGUCAAUUGGGCUUCAAGAGUGAUCCAGAAGAAUGGCGUAAGACGAGAGACAGUAAGAUUUGGGAGAUAUCCCAAAAUCAAGAAUACGAUGUCUUGCCUAUUCUAAGGUUGAGUUACUAUGACCUCCCUUAUCAUUUGAGGAGAUGCUUUGUGUUUUGUGCUAUAUUUCCCAAGGAUGCUGAAUUUGACGAUGUGAGAUUAAUCCGACUGUGGAUGGCCCAUGGUUUAAUUCCUACCGUUAAAAACCAAGAGUUUGAAGAUGUUGGGAAUACAAUUUGGAAAGAGUUGGUGUGGAGAUCAUUUUUUCAAGAUGAAAGGCAUUAUGCAGAUGAGUUUGGAAUAUUUCAUAAAACAUGUAAGAUGCAUGAUCUCGUUCACGAUCUUGCCGAAUCUGUUAUGAAAGAUGAAUGUUAUAGGAUGGAUGCUAAUAGCUCAAGUGGUGAUGGUUUAGGAAAAGAAAUCCGUCAUGUAAUGGUUGAUAAGUUAGACAAAACAUCAGUCGGUUCCCUUAAGAAGAAAAUCAGAGGAUUGCAAUCAAUAAUGGUCACAACAACAACAACAACGGAUAAAUGGAGUGGGUUGAAGGAAUUUCCGUCAUUACGUGUCUUACAAAUAAGGAACAAUCAAGUUUUGCCUUCUGUGGGAGGUCUAAAACAUCUCAGAUACUUGGACAUUUCCUGUAGUAGGAUAACAACAUUGCCAAAUGUUAUUUGUGAUCUCUUGAACUUACAUACUCUAGAUCUCACAUGUUGUUAUAUGCUUCAAAGUUUGCCCAGAAAUAUGAAAGACCUCCUUAGCCUACGACAUCUUUGUUUGGAGGGCUGUAAUGAAUUAGAAUCUAUGCCUAGAGGGAUGAGGCAAUUGAAACAUCUGAAGACGUUCAGCUUGUUUGUGGUAGGUAAGGAAGAGAGAGACUGCCAGCUAGAUGAACUAAAAGAAUUGAAUUUUGGCGGAUCGUUGACAAUUAAAAAGCUUGGAAGAGUUAGCGAUGCAUCUAUUGCGAGAGGGAUAAGUAUGGCUAACAAGUCGAGUAUCACAGAGUUGAAGUUGGAUUGGACAUCUGAGACCGAGACUAGACAUGAGAAAAUAGGUGAAGCUCUAGAGGUUUCAACUGCAAGGCUGAAGAUAUUGAAAAUGGAUGGUUACACAGGUGUGAAUGUCCCUACAUGGGUGGAAAAGUCAUUGUUGCUAGAGGAGCUUUCUAUUGACGGAAUGAACAAUUUGAGGGAAUUGAUGCAUUAUAACUGUACUGGAGCAUUCCCUAAUCUAUGCAUGCUGAAGAUAUCUAAAUGCCCAAAGCUAAGGAGCUUGCCCCCACAUCUCAAAACACUCAAAGAUCUAACUGUUGUAGGUGAAUGUUUGGAUGAUUUGUUAUAUAGCAUCUGGAAUCUGAAUGGUCUCACUUGUCUUGAACUUGUGGAUUUGAACAAUUGUGUGGAGCAAUUAUUCCCUUUGAGGGAAUUUGUAUCUCCUACUACUAUUACUGCUGAAGCAUUCCCUAAUCUAUCGAAGAUUGUGAUACAUAAUUGCCCAAACCUAGGGGCCUUGCCACCGCAUCUCAAAGCACUGAAAGAAGUAACAAUUGGGGGUGAAUGUACGGAUGAGUUGUUACACAGCAUCCCAAAUCUUAGUGCUCUCACUCAUUUCUCAAUUUCUUAUAAUAAAAGAAGAGUUUUAUUUCCAGCUCCAUCCUCAAACUCCUCCUCAUCAACUUUCCAAUCUCUUCAAUCUCUGAAUAUUUUUGGGUGCUUCAAGUUAAGACGUUUGUUUGAUGAGGGAAUGAUAAGUGGCUGCGACAUGCAACAAAAGCAGCAGCAUCAUCAUCAUCUUCAAGGUCGCAUCAACUCUCUCACGGAAUUGCGACUUGAGAUGUGCGCCUUGACGAUAUCACUUGAGGAAUUUCGAAACCUCGAUAUGAAUAAUUCACUAAAGAUUGUGCAUAUCAGCCAUUGUCCUAACUUGGUGUCUUCAGAAGAAGCGGACGAUUUUAUUGCACUCGUGCAUUCCCUUAAAACCAGAUUGGGUACUAAAAUCUUUGCAGACAAUCUAAAUGAUGGCGGAAAGCAUUCCGGGGGAUGUUGUAGCAAAAUUGAUCAUUCGGGAGCAUGGAUCUGCGAGGAGAUGAGCUUCUGCCCCUCGUGCGAGCAGUCUCUGGAGGCUCUGAAGGUGCAGGAGGCUCAGGAGGCGCAGGAGGCUCAGGAGGCGCAGGAGGCUCAGGAGGCGCAGGAGGCUCAGGAGGCGCAGGAGGCUCAGGAGGCGCAGGAGGCUCAGGAGGCGCAGGCAAAUCUCAAACUGUGAAAAGCAACAAUUCAAGCCAAAUGUUCUAAUAGUAUAAUUUUCUUUGCAGCUUUAAUUGGAUUUCAAAUUUACUUUUUACAUAUUUGAUUGGAUGCAUAUAUAGUUAAAUUUAUCUGUUGUUGAUCAGAGUUAUAAUACUGAUAUAAAUGAGCUGUUAUUGAGACUCUUAAAUUAUGAUUGUUUGCUGAGUUAUAAUACUGAUGUAA